GAAAACUCGGUCCUGAAUCGGAAUAACCCUCGCGCUUUAUCUAUAGUGAGUUAUCUAUAAAACGUAAACAAACCGCUGUCAAACACGUUGUGAAUCAUGCCUGAAACUUGUUGUGUGCCGGAAUGUAGUAACCGGGGUGGUCAUGUAUUUUCAUUAGACCCAUUAAGAAGAAAAUCUUGGAUACAUGCAAUUAAACGGGGAGAAACUCGUUUUCAGAGCUGGGAACCGUCUACUCGUGCGGUUGUAUGUCGUGCACAUUUCAAAGCAGACGACUAUGUAACUGAAACCUCGCACGGAACAACACCACUGAAUAAAAGAUUGAAGAAAAAUGCCAUUCCAAGCAUAUUCCCCUGGGUUGAACCUAGUCCCCAUUCAGCAGCCAGAGCAAAUAGAGCAAAGUCUCGGGGAGUCAAAAGAAAACUGGCAGAAGAGUUUUCAGCAUCAGACGAUACUGAACUUGUAUAUUGCACCGAGUCUGAUGAUCUACAAACUGUAGAGGAAAUUGUUUCUAACUCAAGUGUGAUACCUGCGGGGUCCGUUGAAGUUGUACAAGAUUCAAACAUUUAUUUUCAUAAUGUCCAGACACAGACCCCACAGUAUCCUCCAAUGAGUGUAGACAAUUUCAUUAAUGAUGACGCUGGAGUACACUUUUACACUGGACUUGAAACAUUGGUUAAGUUUUAUUUUGUCUUGAGAACCUUGGGGCCUGCUGCAUAUUGUUUAAAUUAUGUAUAUCACGAAGUGUCAAGUAUUAGUGUCCCAGACCAGUUUUUUUAUGGUUCUUUGUAAGUUGAGACGUCAUACUACCAAUUUUGAACUCUCAAGACUUUUUGGUGUCUCUGAAAAAAAAAACAGUUUCAAAUGUUUUCUUUACCUGGAUUCUUUUUAUGAGUAAGCAAUGGGAAGAAAUUGAUAUAUGGCCUUCAAAACACCAUGUAAAGUAUUUUUGUCCAUCAGACUUCAGAGCUAAAUUUCCAAACACAAGAGUAGUCAUAGAUGGUACUGAAUGCCUAUUAAAAGACCAAAAUUACCAAAAUCACAGCAGGCUACAUUUUCAACAUAUAAAAAUCGUAAUACUGUGAAGGUUUUAGUUGGAGCAACUCCUGGAGGGCUAACUUCAUAUAUUUCUACAUCA
Saccostrea echinata is the source of this 1135-nucleotide messenger RNA. RefSeq names its product THAP domain-containing protein 5-like. Bases 97 to 789 code for a protein of 230 amino acids. The record is from RefSeq and is a predicted model, not a curated record. NCBI's taxonomy places the organism in Eukaryota, Metazoa, Mollusca, Bivalvia, Ostreida, Ostreidae. The transcript has 2 exons.